Menidia menidia (Atlantic silverside) is the source of this 1043-nucleotide messenger RNA. The record is from the annotation of a GenBank genome assembly. Lineage: Eukaryota; Metazoa; Chordata; Actinopteri; Atheriniformes; Atherinopsidae.
UGUUUUUACCGCUUUUGGUAUGUUUUUCCAGAAAAUCCUGGGUUUUCAAUAACCAAACUCUUGGAGGAUGUGAGUCACCAUGGUCACACCCAGACAGAGGCCCUAAAGGAGAGACAGAGGACCCUCAGCUCCCUGCAGGCAAAUCUUUCUGAUGUUGAGAAGAAAUUUGAGCCCGCAGAGCAGGAGCUAAGAUCCAAAGUGAGAGAAAUUCUGAUGCUCGAGGGCGAACUGGAGCAUCUCGGGAGGCAAACCGAUGUCCUGCGCGGCCGCUGUGUGUCUGUCAACAAGGAGAAUACACAGCUACAGAGUCUCAUCCGGGAGGAGGAGGAGAACGGUCACCUAGCCGCGGCGAAGUUCGUCGCCUACCGAAAGAAGAUGGAAAGCCACCGAGCAGCCGUGUGGGAGGCCGUGAGCCUGACCGAGGCCCAUAAAGAGCUGGAGGGGAAGAAGGUGCUGGUUCAGAAGCUGAGAGAGAAGAAAGAUCAGCUGAGGGAGGAUUUGGAAAAUCCAAAUGGAAGCACAGUGCAGAUAGCAAAGGGAGAGAUUGAUGCUUUAAGGAACGAGAUCUCUGGGAGGAAGAUGACCAUAACUGAUAUGAGAGAACAGCUGAAGAAGGAGUGUGAUGGUCAUGGCCACUUAAGAAAAGAGAUACAGAUCCAGUCUAGGCGCCAUGAGGCCAUCGUCAAGCGUCUCCAUUGCCAACUGAGCAGAGCUCAAGCCAUCUACAGGCAGGUGUCGGACGACAUCUACCACCUGCAGAGGCAGCUGGCUGAGCUCAAGAAGCAGCAGCAAUCGUGAUGAGACAGCCAUAAGCGGUCCGAUUGUUGUCUCAGAGUUGUCGAAUCCAGGUCAGAUGCUCUGUAACGGGGAUAAACGGAAGCCUGAAGGAUUUGCAGUCGUGUUCGUUUGGGUGACUGUUCGCUGUUGUACUUCAGCUGAACAGCAGGGGGCAGCAGCGCCCACUAAAUAUCUGUCUGUGGGUCUUGCAUGAAGAGGCUGUCAGUGAAUACACAAAAAUGAAUAUAUAUGAAAGCUUACUUGUA